Molecule: messenger RNA, 1017 nt
Organism: Olea europaea var. sylvestris
Lineage: Eukaryota; Viridiplantae; Streptophyta; Magnoliopsida; Lamiales; Oleaceae
Exons: 2
Coding region: 1-1017 (338 amino acids)
Source: RefSeq, a predicted model, not a curated record
AUGACGAUCCCAACCAGGGUUGUAAUAAGGGAGGAGGUGGCGCCUACGCCCAAUGCUGUUUCAGCUAUAGCAACUUCCACCCCGGUCUUGGCUAUUCCUUUGGCUCAAGUUCUGGAGCAGCUGAGGAGGAAGAGAGCUCGCUCAAAAAAUGAGGUUGAUUUUUUGGGCAUCAACACCGAGGAGCCCGUGAAGGAAGUGUUGGAGGCCUUGUCUCGUGAAACUACAGCUGUGGCGAUGGUCCACAGCAGGUAUUGGACCGAGGAGUGGGGGGAUCACACUUCAUCCUACACUGUCGAGGACCUUGUUGCUGCAAAUGGCGCUUGUAUCACCUGGGCACUUAGCACUAGUGCCCAACUGGAGGGCCUAAUAAAGGACCUUAGGGCGAAGAACAUUCAUGAGGAGCAAAUGUCUCUAGUGAUACGAUGCGUGGACGAUUCACUAAACUUCUCAAUAGUACAAGAAUAUUGGAUUGGAUUUUUAAAUGUGGGUGAUAUAUCAGGAGUUGGACUUUUCAGUGAGCUUAAAAAUGUAUUAAGAAAUCCUAAGCUUGAUAUUGAUGAUAUAAGACGUCAGUGGUAUGAUAAUGGAGCUAACAUGAGUGGAAGACAUAAAGGUGUGCAAAGAAGGUUACUUGAAAUAAACGCUAGAGCAUUCUAUACUCCAUGUUGUUGUUAUAGCCUUAAUCUAGCAUUAUUUGAUAUGGUAAAUUGUUGUUCUAAAGCUAUGUCCUUCUUUGGAGUGAUACAACGCAUUUACACAUUGUUCUCUUAUUCUCCCAAGCGAUGGAAAAUUUUUAAAGAUAAAGUUGAAGGUUUGAUAUUUAAGCCAUUAUCACAAACACGUUGGGAAAGUCAUAUGGAAAGUGUUAGGCCUAUAAAAGAGCAAUCUGUACAAAUAAGAUAUGCUUUCCUUGACUUGGCAAACAUUGCUAAAGAUCCUAAAAUAAAGAGAAAAGCUGAGUCCUUAGCAAUAUAUGAACUUGAAAAUUUUGAGUUCUUGCUUGGCAUGGUCAUUUGA